This is a messenger RNA of Parastagonospora nodorum SN15, 339 nucleotides long. RefSeq lists its product as hypothetical. NCBI's taxonomy places the organism in Eukaryota, Fungi, Ascomycota, Dothideomycetes, Pleosporales, Phaeosphaeriaceae. The record is from RefSeq and is a predicted model, not a curated record. The coding region runs from base 1 to 339 and encodes 112 amino acids. The transcript is spliced from 2 exons.
AUGGCUCAAAGAAAGUUCAGAUACGGCAUUCCCUCGUCAAGUCUACGACGACUAGUCCAACCCUUCGGUAGCCUGUGGCAGAAACCAGGCGUGACAAAACUUUAUUGGAAUUCUGCGCCGCAGCCUGAGUUUAUCCACCAGGACACGAGGCAGCUAUUUCUAGCAGAGCAAAGUCUCAGGACGAUGGAUCGAGGUCUUGAGGCUUGGCAGCAUACGCCCCUGCACUGCAGCUACCUGCAGCUACCCCAUGGAACAUCACUUAAUGAUCGGGAUCUUCUCAAAUAUGAGCCCCGGAAGUCUCAAGUCGCGUCCUUCCAGACUCGCGAGCUACUCAAGUAG